Gymnodraco acuticeps is the source of this 6080-nucleotide messenger RNA. It is a transcript of the gene ppp1r3ab, whose product is annotated as protein phosphatase 1, regulatory subunit 3Ab. Gene Ontology annotation, molecular function: glycogen binding; protein phosphatase 1 binding. Gene Ontology annotation, biological process: regulation of glycogen biosynthetic process. The record is from RefSeq and is a predicted model, not a curated record. Lineage: Eukaryota; Metazoa; Chordata; Actinopteri; Perciformes; Bathydraconidae. Gene Ontology annotation, cellular component: protein phosphatase type 1 complex.
CCUUUCAGUUCCCCCCAACAAUUUGUAUUGAAAUAAAUCAACAUGGAACCAGUAAUCACUAACUUUGUUUUCCCCGGCCCCUUAUCGGAGAACACCCAGCUAGUAACCUAGCAACCAAGCUUCAGGUAGCGGCAGUCAGAAACUCAGGUAGGCUAUCUUCAAAUCUACUUACAAAUAAAUAUGGGGAAGUGUAAGUUCAACCGUAUUUGGUUGGAAAGCAUCUCAUUUGGUGCUUGGUUGAAACCAGUGGAGGGGAACGUGUUUGAAGCCCGCUGCACCUUUUGCAAAAAACAUUAAGCGUUUUUUUGUUGCAAAUGUAGCGUUAGCUAGUGCAGCAGCUCCCGCAACAACACCGGGUUUGAAUACAUUUACUUUGUAAGUAAUUAUGGGACUUAUUUCUUUAUAUCCAAUCGAAGGGGGGUUCCCCAUCCUCACCUUAAGACACAACACUCUUACUCACUGUAAACAUUAUAUUUGUUCGGUAAGAUAGAGAAAUACCUGCUUUGUCACAGCUCUGAGAUAAAAACAGCAAGUAGUACAAAUACAAGAUAAAUGGUGAUAUGGGAUAAGCAGAUAAAAGAACCAGCUUGUGAUUGUUUCUAACAAACUGUGGGGUUUUCACUGCAUUAUGGGAAUGUCAAAGAUUGUUCUGUGGAAGUGAUUUGGGAGGCCUAAACAGUUUUCAACUGCCAUUUGAUCUGUAUUAGUCCUCAUUUGACCCAUUGUGGGCCAAAAGCAACAAAACACAAAUAGCUGCCAUGCUUGUUUUACAAAUACCAUUACAACUCUCCCGGGGAGACAUUACAAUAGCUACAUAAGAACAAUGUCAACAAAACUUUAGGAGCAGUUUAAAAUAAGAUUCUUAACAAUCAAUAUUGUUGAUUUGAUCACAAACGCUUUGCCUGAAGGCGGCAAGAGGAUGAUAUGUUCUCCUCCUGAGAUUAGACUACUGUACAUAGUUUAAGUCCCUUCUGGCCUAUUUAUAGUGUUGGCCCUUGCAACAAUGUCAUCUGUAACUCGACUCCAUCUGUUAAGUCGGAGCAUGUUGAAUGUCAGUUGCCAGAAGCAGAACAGUUCACUUCCCACCAACUCUCCUACCGAGAACCCCAUGGAGAUUGUCGGACAACCGGGACCUUCGGGGGCCUGUAGCCUCCUCGGAGUGCCCCUGCUCGGCUGCUGGGACAUGGACGAAGAUAAUUGUGAGGUGCUGAUCGGCAUCAGGCCAAAAUCAUCGCCUCUCCCAAGGAGAAGGAGCUCUGUUGAGGAGGACGAGGAGCCAGAGACGCCCUUGUCCAGCUCCAGGAGAGUGUCCUUUGCAGACGGAAAGGGCCUCAGUUUGGUGCAGGUGAAGGAGUUUGGCACAUGGGAUGUGCCCAAGCUGCCAGAAUGCAACCUCUCUGUGGGGAAUGCUAAAGAUGCAGAGGAGUACUUCUUAUUUCCUACAACGUUCUCACUUCCGUUGUCUACUGAAGAACUGUUUCUGAAAGUCCAGACACAGAAAGUGGAGUUGGAGAACAUUGAGUUCGUACCAGGGACCACAAUACUGAAAGGAGUGGUCCGAGUUCUCAACGUAUCCUACAAUAAGGCGGUAUAUAUCCGAACCUCUUUGGACUCUUGGUCGAGCCACUUUGACCUCCUGGCAGAGUACAUGCCCGGGUCCAGUGACAGUUUGAUGGACCUUUUCUCAUUCAGGCUCACCCUGGUGCCUCCGUUUGGGGAGCAGGGAGCCAGAGUGGACUUCUGUCUGCGAUAUGAGACUCCGUUGGGGACUUUCUGGGCCAACAAUAACUACAGGAACUACGUGCUGUCCUGCCACCGGAGAAUGAAGGAGAGGAAAGAGAAACCGCAGAAGGAAAAUGUAAAGAAAAGCUGCCUAAAGACUGUCAGUCAGCCCUUCUCCACUGUGGAAAACAUGUCUGCAACUGAGGCUCCAUAUCAGGAAAACAUUUCAACAGAUGUGUCAAACCAUACAGAGCAAGCGGACACUAUGAAACCAAAUCAAAUCCCUACAAACCAGUCCGCAACAUCAGAGGAAAAUCAGCAGAAAUUACUGGCCGAGAGCAAACAGGUCUCCAGCCAAAGAAAUCGCAGGAAUGCUGCAAGGAUGGCUCGGCUGAAGGACUACUUUUCUCAGGAAAAUGGAGGAGCGGAUGACACUGAAAGAGAUGAAUCACCUCCAGAAGCAAAACAGCCAGCCCAAGAGGAAAGCCCAGAAGAAAAGCGAGCAGAUGUGCGAUAUUUUCCCGAGGAGAGCAGUCAAUCAAAAGGUUCUUACUUUGUUUCUGUGUCUCUGGAAACGUGCAGCGCACCUCUCCUUGAUGUUUCACAUGAUACGUCAACUACACGCCACUACGUGUCCAACAGUGAGACGGCGAAAUCUGAGAGCGUCACUGCCACAGAUAUCUCACUCAACCCAUUACAUCCAAACGGUGAGCCCGCUCCUGAUGAAUGCCGAAAUAUCAACAAGUGCGUCUCAAAAGCUGAGGAAGGCCACUUUGCAGUGAAACCAGCUGACAGUAUUAUUUUGGAAGUGAGCAUUGAAAGCCUUGUUAGCGAGGCCAACAGCUUCACAUUUGGAAAUGUGGUGGCUCCGCUUUAUAAUCAGGUGCUUGGCAGAGUGGGAAGUGAAAGUGAUCGGGGAAAUCCAGUACGGGCUACACUCGAUGUUGGAGACUUACCUCAGAGUAACUGGCACUCUGAAGGGAGACAGACUAGCUAUACAGGGCAUGAUGAUGGAAUUCAGGGGGAUAUGAUUAAAUAUCAGAAAUCAAAACAAGAAUGCUUAGGUGCCCCUCCAAAAAGUCCUCAAAUUGAAGAGAAGGAAAGCUGUUUGAGCGACACGGUAAACAACAUCCAACACCAUGUAGAAACUCAAGAUGAUGUUAUUCAUUUAGACCAGAGAUGCACCAUCACAUCGGAGGUUCCAAAAAACAUUGCAGAAGACGGAGUUGUAGAUCCACACAGUGCAAACGUUUCAAUAACACAUUUGUUACAAACACCCACAGAGAGUUUACAUCUCCAGGAAGACAAUCUCACCCAGGACCUCGAGGAUCAUACAUGUGCACAAACUAAAACUACUCUAAGUGACACACUUACGGAAAGUGAAACUCAUAAAGCCAUGGCUAAACUAGAAACCUCAUUCAUGUCACCUCAAACUUAUCAGAGUGAGUCAGACUGUGUUAGCGAGGAGGAAAACACACUGACCAGCUCUAUUGGCGAAAAUGGCUGUAAGUGUGUAGAGGAGUCAAACGUAGAACAAGAUAACGUAGGCAAAACAGGGAUAAUGUCGACACCCAAUGGCCUUUUAGAGGAGAAUAAACUACUAGAAGCUUUACACAAUUUGAACUCAAAGCACAUCAAUAAUUCUGCUAAAAAAGAAACUGUGAAAAUUGAGGAAAUUGUGGAGGAAAAGGACACUCUGAUAUCUAUUGAAACUGAUAAGAGCAACUCGCAUAUAGAUGAUUCAAAACACUCAGCUGAAGUUAAGGUCAUAGGUGAGGUAGCUGAGUCAGCGACAAAAGCCAGAAUAACUAAUCACAUACACAGUGAUGUGCACAAAAACUCCCAAAAAAUAGAGCACCAUGAAAUUGUAAAUGCUGUCCCGAAAAAGGGGGAUUUUUGUAUAGCAGACACUACUGAGGUAAACUGGGAAAUGAUGGUUGAAGAAGAGGAGAACAGCAUGUUAACAGAUGAAGAGGAGAGUGAGGUCAUAUGUUUAAAAGCAGUGGAGAAACACCAAGGAGAGUUGGAGGACACAUUUAAGGAGGCAGCAUCAGAAAUCAGAGAUACAACACAGACCGACGACCAAAAGAUGGAGAUCACAACUGCCAAAGACGAAGAGAACAAAGCUGAGGUUGCAGAUGAUCUAGAGGGCAAUAAUGGGGUUAUAGAGGAGGACAUUGGGGAGAUCUUGGCUGGAAAACAUGGGGAGGAAGUUGAGGAAGAAUUAGAAUAUGUUCAAGAACCACCCGAGGAGAUUGAAGGAGAGAAAAAAGAUGAACAAGAGGGGAUAGAGUUAGAGAAACCCUUUGCAGAGAUACAAGAAGUCAAUAUUGAAACGACAAAUAUCCUAAAUGAAGAGGAAAUAAAGAUGGAGGAAGAAAUUACGGAUGAAGUCAAAUCAAGGGAGGGAAACGUAGAACAGGAGGAUCCAGAUAGGGAGGGAGUUCUAGUUCUUGAAACAGGAGAGUCGGACAUCAUGCUUCUAGAGAUUAUAGAGGAUAAUGAAGCAGGGGGUUUUGAAGAGAAGGUCGACUUUACACAAAACGAGGAUGGUCUAUCUGCUCUGGUGAACAAUGAGCACAACAAGAGAGUAGCUGACAAAGAAAAUGGACACAUCCCAAAAGAAAUGCAAGAGACAGAUUUCCAAAGCAGUGUGAGAGAUGAUAAUGAAUCCACAGCUGCAGAGGAAGGUUCCUGCAUUUCUACAGAAGAAGCUGAAAUCGACAGUGAAUCUGCGGAGUCCGACUCAGACGACGAGGUGGAGUUAUACAUGCACUGUCUGAGGGCCGUUCACACCGGGGCCCAGAGCAAAGACGUAGGUUAUGUGCAGGGCUUACGGUCCUACGUAAGCAAAGGCAAACUGCUGUCCACACGCAUGCCCUCCAUCAGUGAGUCUCUGGAUGAAGAGCAAGACCUGGGCGGCCUUCAGGACAGCCAUGAGGAGACGGCAGACUUCCAGCCCACAGCUCUGCCAGCGACAACUGGACAGGGAAGCCUCAACAGACAUGUGUCAUGGUGGAGAGAGACUUUUUCCUGCAGCAAUAUCUCCAAAACAUUGUUAUACGCCACCUUGUUAGUGGUAUUUUUAGUCGUGGUCCAGCGUUAUGAUUUUCUUGCCUGUUUCGGGCUCUACUUGGCAUCUGUGGUUUGGCUCUACCAUCAGGGAGAGAGGCAGCCAGGACAACAAAAACAACAUAAGAGGUAGAAUUAUAAUUGGCUGUGAACGGUAAUACUAUCAUUAGAAUUUGAUAUUUUCUCUUCAUUUGAAGAUAUGUGAACAGGUGGUAUUAAUAAUGGUCUAAAUAGAAAAAGGAAAUAGUUGGUAAUGGGCAUUAAUAAAUGCGACACAUAUCAGAUUAAAUGCUGUAUAUUCCCUAUGGGAGGAUGCUAACUCUGUUGUCUAGAGUAUGUACACAUUUUCUUUAUGCUUUAUUUUACAUAAAACUCAGCAUUAACGCAGACAACAGGCAGCGUACCAUUGCUCACACUGACAUAUAUUUUUGAAGUGUAAAUACAAGUGAUCUGUGUGUGUGUGGAUGCUAUCUAUACAUCUUUUUGUUUUGUAGGGUACAUUUAUUUUUCAUAAGUCUUGAAUAAAUCAAUUGUGUUCAAUGCUUUUAACACUAUUAGUGUUUGCAACUGUUUUGUGUUGUUUAGUAGAAAGAGGGUCACUCUUUGUUUUACUUUCCUGUAUACAAAUACAUACAAUAUUUUUUUGUAAAACAGGAAGUGUUUGAGGCAGCCUAAUAUCAUCAGGAGUAGUAGUUAGGUUUGGGGAAUUAUGGAAGCUUCUGGCAUUUAGUGAACAACUCACAAAUAUUUCCUUUACCUGAAUCAAGGUUUAUUAGUGUCUUUUAAUCUAUAGAGGUUAAAUAUUAAUUCCCAUACCGGGAGUUGAACCCUGGCCGCCUGGGUGAAAACCAGGAAUCCUAACCGCUGGCUAGACCAUAUGGGACUUGCAUUCAGUAAUACAUUAUCUGAGAAAACGUUGGUCAUACCCUGAAACCAGAUUAUAAUUGUUGGAUUAUUCAUGUCUCCAGUGUGUUGUUUACAUGUCUUAAUCCAAGGCUGCAAUCUGAUCAAAGCACGUAUGAUGUUAUCACUUAUGAGUAUUCAAAUAUGUUUGACAUCAGAGAUAUAGACCCUGAUAAGAUGCUUUGUAGUAGCCUGAAAAUCAAUAUGAAGAAAGCAGCUGCUGGGAGAAAAUACAAGUUCGAUAGUUUAAAGAUUGUUCUGUCCUUAUCUCAUCUUGCCAGCAAAGUUGUUCUAAAUAAAGGACAACCCUUGAGGUGUGUCAAUGUGCAUUUCUGACAUACUGCCUUCAGUGUCAGUCUGCAAUAAAUCAAUACACUUAAUUC